AUGGCGCCGACCUUGCGAGUGUUGGUGGCAGCUCUCGUCCCCCUGGCAUGCAUUGCCGUCUUUCCCUCCGUCGAAAACGAGCACGCCACCGCAGGGUUGUCUCGCUCACUGGAACAGGUCCUAGCAAAUAUCGUCGGUGGACCGCUGAAAGAAAAAAGGAUCGUUCUCGUGGUGGAUCCUUCAGCUGAAUCUAUUAUGCCGUUGGACAAGAUUGUUCGAGCCAUUUAUGAUUUGGACCAGACCCCCGCGUUGUUGAUUUUUCAGGCCGAAGACAAGUGGGAGGAUCACCUUCCUCCUGCCAAGGAUCAGAGGGGGAGGUUCGCCUUCAUUCUGGCCGUUGGGAGUGAACCCGAGUGGCUGAUGAAUGUGCCUGACGUGUGGACGCCGGCGAUGCUCCUUGUCGUCAACGUGAACGCUUCCUACGACGCUCGGCCUCUCUUAGAGUUGCCCUUGAUUCAGCGAGCCAUAAGCCUUGCUCUGCUCGAGGCUUCCGACGACAAAGGAACGCUGGAGUUCCUCAUCUAUACCUCAAGGCCGUUUUCGAGAGAUCCUGAGGGGGGUCGCCGUAUGAAGUUAUUUCUAGGAUCUUGGGAUAACCAGCUUUUCUCCACCAUAGAUGCCCUUUUCCCAGAGCGAUUCCAGACCUUCGGGGGUGAGAUCCUGCACGUAGCCUCGGACUACGACGACUAUCCUCUCAUCUACGAAGCGGACGACGUCGACGGCAUGAACAUCCGGAUCCUGAAGGCGCUCGGUGCGUGGCUCAACUUCACCUUCACAACCACCAGCGUUGCGUCCGACGACCUGUGGGGAAGCUUGGAGAACGGCACCUGGACCGGCCUCUUGGGAGAUGUGUACCGCGGCGAAAAGAACAUCACCAUAAACUACUUCACGGUUGUUUACGAAAGGGCUCGAGACUUCGACUACACCGCGACCUACUUCACGGAAGGAUUCGGCUUCGCACUCCGGGUCCCGCCGCCCUUGCCCGCUUGGAGGAACCUCUUCUUGCCCUUCACCCCCCUGCUGUGGGCGUCCGUCGUGGGGGCGGUUGUGCUGACCACGCCGGUCAUCUAUCUCCUGAUCCGAGCGACGGAGGGCACCACCUUCACGGAUGUUGCGAUUCUCGUGUUUAAGAGUCUGGUGCAGCAGAGUUCUUCCACGGUGAGCAAGAAGGGGCCGGCGAGAUUACUGGUGGGCGUGUGGUGGAUUGGAGGACUAAUCCUGGCGCUCUCUUAUACCUGCAAUCUAAUCGCCGUCUUAACUGUCCCCGUUUUCCCGUCGAUCAUCUCUACCAUUGAAGGAUUGGCCGAGAGUAAUUUCAGAGUCAGCAUGGUCGACUACGGUGAAUUUGUCCCCGAGGCCCUGGCCACCUCCGCCGACCAGUACCUGAAGGCUCUCGGCGAUCGCAUGGACCUCGUCGAGAACUAUGCUGACGAUGAAAUUAGUUACAGGCAGUUGCUGGAUCUGUUACUGGAAGGACGACACGCCAUCACUGAGACGUAUUCUUAUCUUAGAAACAUGCUAGCCGACGACGAGCAAGGGCGCCGCCACACAUACGUCCUCCGCGAGCAGAUCUACACUGGCGCCCUGGCCUUCUUCCUGCCGAAGCACACACCGUGGAGACCCAGACUCGACCGGGGCAUUCAGCGGCUGGUGGAGGCGGGGCUGGUCGACAAGUGGUACCGCGACCUGAUGGGGGACAUGGCGACGGAAGACCUCCAGCAGGGCACGGGCGAGGAGAAGGCGCUCACGAUCUCCAAUCUGCAGGGGCCCUUCCUCGCCCUGGCUCUCGGCCUCGGCCUCGCCUCGCUCGCCUUCCUCGUGGAGGUCAGCCUUCACGGGCAGGCGGCGGUGAUGAAUGUCAAGCAGAAGGGAUCGCAGAAUUUGGCUUGA
This is a messenger RNA of Penaeus monodon (black tiger shrimp), 1890 nucleotides long. RefSeq names its product probable glutamate receptor. Lineage: Eukaryota; Metazoa; Arthropoda; Malacostraca; Decapoda; Penaeidae. Bases 1 to 1890 code for a protein of 629 amino acids. Gene Ontology annotation, cellular component: membrane. The record is from RefSeq and is a predicted model, not a curated record. Gene Ontology annotation, molecular function: glutamate-gated receptor activity. The transcript is spliced from 4 exons.